Molecule: messenger RNA, 117 nt
Organism: Haemonchus placei
Lineage: Eukaryota; Metazoa; Nematoda; Chromadorea; Rhabditida; Trichostrongylidae
Source: the annotation of a GenBank genome assembly
AUGAACCAUGUUUCGUACCGUUGUGGUAGUCAUGAGAACCUUUAUGCUGGAUCCUCUAUAGUAAUUGAAAGCCAGUUAGACAUGGAACAAAUGACUGAAUCGAUGACAUACCUAUAA